ACGACACAAUAAUGUACCACACGUCGUACGCCGCGCCGCACUGUUUAUGAAACGCAUAUACCCAGUAGUGCUCACGCAUUGUGACGAUUUGUCUACAAUUCAAGAGUGGUCUCGUUACUCCGCGACGACGAUUGCUACUGCGAAACGUAAGGAAAAGGAGCACUCUGCGAUGAAGCUCGAUGACGAAGCCUUUUCCUUCGAUAUAAUUGGCCAACCCGAUCUGGAUUUCAGUACUUGUGAAUAUCUCGGAACCUACGCAGAUAUGGGCAUGGGAACAGGUGCAGCGGGUGGUCCUGUCUUGGCUCUUCCCGGUCCAGGAGUCAACGCCGCCCUUUCGCAAACAUGCGCCAUAUGCAGCGAUCGCGCCACGGGGAAGCAUUACGGCGCUGCAUCCUGUGAUGGCUGCAAGGGUUUCUUCCGCCGAUCUGUUAGAAAGAAUCAUCAGUACACGUGCAGAUUCCAAAGGAAGUGUCCGAUCGACAGAGACAAGCGAAAUCAAUGCAGGUACUGUCGAUUACGGAAAUGCUUCAGAGCCGGCAUGAAGAAAGAGGCCGUACAAAACGAAAGAGACCGGAUAAGUUGUCGGCGACCUAGCAACGAAGAUCCGCCUGAUAAGAAUAAGGGCCCAUCGAAGGAGGAUGUGAUGAAGGCGGAUGCUCGCGCCGAAAUGCUCAGCAAACAAGUUGGCGGGUUAGAGCUUCAGCAGCCAGACAGUCCAAACGGCGAAAUUGAUCUCAGCACGAAACGAAUAGCUGGGAUAAACGACGUGUGCGAUAGCAUGAGGGAGCAACUAUUGAUCCUGAUUGAGUGGGCUAAGUGUUUUGACGAAUUCAAAGCGCUGUCACUGGAUGACCAAGUAGCGUUACUGAGGGCCCAUGCAGGCGAACACCUGUUGCUGGGGGUGGCCAGGCGUAGUAGAAAUUUCACAGACGUGCUACUGCUCGGCAACGAUUGCAUCAUCAUGAGGAAUUGUCCUGUAAUAUCGUUGCAAUUUGUAGAAGGAAGCAAUCAGCAGGACAAUCUGGACAUCAGCAAGGUGGGCAUCAGGGUGAUGGACGAGCUGGUGAAACCGUUUCAGAAGAUCAAGAUUGACGACACGGAGUUCGCUUUUCUCAAAGCCAUCGUGUUCUUUGACCCGAACGCGAAAGGAUUGAGCGAUCAGAAGACGGUCCGAGAGCUGCGCCACAACAUCCAGAUAAAGCUCGAGAAUCACAUCAGCGAUCACCGUUGCGAUUUGCCAGGUCACUUUGGCGAUAUUUUGUUAAUGUUACCAGCUCUGCAAUCGAUUUCAUGGCAAAUGGUCGAGCAAAUCCAAUUUGUGAGACUGUUCGGGGUAGCACACAUCGAUAAUUUACUUCAAGAAAUAUUCUUGGGUGGCACUACAUCGGAGAUAAACGGUACUGCUACCCCUUUACCAAUCUCGAACACCGCGCCGGGCAGUUACAUGAGCAGCAAUGAGAGCCCCAGCAGUCCCUUGACGCCAACGAAUACUGGUGACUUGAGCCCACAAACCGAUCAGAUGCCCGUCAUGAUUCUGAGGGAUCUCACGCCAAAUCAGGACUUCAGAUACUUCAAACAGGAACCCAGUCUCGAGCCCGAGACCAGCUUUUGACUAGCUUGGGGAACUGAGCUCACCGUUGGAUAGCCAACAACGUUCUGCUCAAAAAUUGUUGCUCAAUUAACAAAACAGCUCGUAUUAUGUUAGUCAAAUCAAAUGUGAUUUUUGACGUUGAUCCGAAAAAUAAGAUGAGGGAAAGAGACGAAAAAUCGAUACAUAUUGUAUGCAACGUGUGAGAGGAGUUAGCGCGAAAAUAUUCAGAUUUAUGCGACUUUAAUUUAACGGCUCAGCAGUAGUCACGUUUUCUAGUUGCGGUUCAUGAUUAGCCAAAGCCCGUUCACUUGUAUAGAUAACGAUUGAUCGCUGAUCAAGAUAAAUGUGAUAAGCGAUAAAAUCGUAUCUUACUACUAUAUUUUACUUGCUACUGUCGCGACAGUAUUCAAUCAUUUCUAAAAGGCUAGAAAACAAAACUAACAUAUGUACUGCAAUAAUAAUCGUGCAAUUGACAAUAAUAAUCCCUAGGUAGCAUUAAACAUUCUCAAAAUUCCAACUAGCCAAGUCUGCUGAAAUAGUUUUAUCAAAGCAUCAAAUUUUGUCAGUGAGAAGGUUACAAAUUUGAUGUAGAAUCUGUUACAUCAGAUGCUCGCGUUAGAACACCACAAAAAUGUAACUGCAACAUUGCACAGAAAUGUUCUAUGCUAUCUUGGUCAUUAGCGAUUAAUUUGGAGCAGCAGAGACUGAAACCGAUGCAAUAUUGUGAUGGAUUUCUGUUUAGUAUGGAAAAAGAGGAUUCCUAGCCUUAUCAUAAUUGAUGCAGCAUUUUUAUUGUGUAAUUAAUAUCGAUAAGGACCGAUUUAUUUUUCUGUGUCUUAUGAUAUCGGAAUUCGAAUUCACCGAAAUAAUAUAUCGGUUUCAAACUCUGAUUUAGGGAAUAAAAAGUAAGGUCAUAUCCGAUUAUUAUAUUUUUAUACGUAAAAUUAAGCCUGCAAAUCGAGUUAAGUAAACGAAAAUAAUAGGCAACAUCAAACAUUGAUGUUACGAGAAAUAUAUAUACGUAUAUUUUUUUCUACUAUUCUGUUUAGUCCGAAUCGGAUGAACAGCAUUGUAGUUUGUGAUGUAAUGUAAAUAGCAUGAUGCAGCAAUGUAUAAUAAUGUGUAUAACAUUCCAAGUAUGAUAUAGCUGUAUCGAUAUAAACGUUAUAGAUAGUCUUAAAAUAGCUGAUGGGACGCGCUAACGUAAUCAUCGAAUGCGGGUCCCCUGCAAAAUGAAAAGUGCGCCAUUGCAAUGCAAUUUACCGUUAGUAUCAGUAGUGAUGAAGAGUGCACAGGUGUUGGCCAUUUUGUGAGUGUGAAUGUUGAGCGCGCGGUAAGCCAGCACAACGGCUGUACCCAAUAAAAAAAAAAGUGGCUAGUGCAUCUUAUCGGUGUUAGUCUUUAGUCUCAUUUUAAAAUGUCUGCAAUAUUGACAUAUAUGGCCGGAUAGAAAGCAAUAGCAUAAUAAACGGAUAAUAAAUAAUAUUAACGAGAUAAAGAAGUAUAAUAAAUAUAGAGUAGUGUAAUAUGAAUAAUACAAAUACAUGUUUAUUGUAUAAAUUAACAUGCAUUGAUCGCAUGGUGAUUUUAGUUGUAAUUAUUACGCGAGAACAAUUGUGAAUCAUGAGAAAAUAUGACGAACUAGCGAAUCGCUUCUAUAUCGAAAGUAUUCGAUUUGAGAGGCUAUUAAGAAUAAGCCUUGAUCUAAACAAAAUUUAUACAAUAUAUGUAUAGAU
Molecule: messenger RNA, 3327 nt
Organism: Cyphomyrmex costatus
Lineage: Eukaryota; Metazoa; Arthropoda; Insecta; Hymenoptera; Formicidae
Gene: Hnf4
Product: Hepatocyte nuclear factor 4
Exons: 7
Coding region: 47-1612 (521 amino acids)
Biological process (GO): regulation of DNA-templated transcription
Molecular function (GO): zinc ion binding; RNA polymerase II cis-regulatory region sequence-specific DNA binding; DNA-binding transcription factor activity
Source: RefSeq, a predicted model, not a curated record